CAAACUAACAGUGGUUCUGUGCUAUUCUCAAUGAAGGACUCCAUUUGUGGAACAAACAACAAAACAAAAACCCUUAUAUAAACCUUUAGUUCCUUCUUUAUCUUUUAUUCUGAUACGCACCUCUCUUCUUCAAAAUAAUAUUCGUCUUUGGUUCUUCACAAAAAGAGUCCGGUUUUCUUGUUGAUAUUUUGUCUCGAGAUACCUAUUUUAAAACUGACAAAAAAUCAGUAAUGUCGUUUCUUGUUUCUCUUUGCCAAGUUAUAGCAUUAUUGUUCUUGUUCUUCACCGAGAUACUGUGUCUUGCCGGUAGUAAGAACAUUCCGGCGAAUUUUGUCUUCGGAGAUUCGUUGGUAGACGCCGGAAACAACAACUACUUAGCCACAUUGUCUAAAGCUAAUUAUGAUCCUAAUGGGAUCGAUUUUGGAUCGCCAACUGGGAGAUUCACCAAUGGAAAAACAAUCGUUGACUUCGUAUAUCAAGCAUUGGGGUCAGAUGAAUUAACUCCACCGUACUUAGCACCAACAACAAGAGGAUCCCUCAUUCUCAACGGUGUCAAUUAUGCUUCCGGCGGAAGUGGAAUCCUCAAUUCCACGGGGAAGUUAUUUGGAGAACGUGUAAAUGUGGAUGCACAAUUAGACAAUUUUGCAACCACGAGACAAGACAUAAUUUCUUGGAUUGGUGAAUUCGAUGCGGCUAAAUUAGUCCGGUCUGCAAUUUUCUCGGUUACGACCGGUUCUAAUGAUCUAAUCAACAAUUAUUUCACUCCCGUCGUAUCAAGCGUUCAACGUAAAGUCGUAUCUCCAGAAGUCUUCGUUGAUACAAUGAUAUCAAGAUUCCGAUUACAACUCACCAGAUUGUACCAGUUGGGUGCGAGGAAAAUCGUGGUGAUUAAUAUUGGUCCGGUUGGUUGCAUGCCGUUCUCGAGAGAGUCAUCUGAUCCAACGGCUGGAAAUGAAUGUUCAGUUGAACCUAAUGAAAUGGCACAAAUGUAUAAUCUCAAGCUUAAAACCCUCGUUGAGGAUUUAAACAAGAAUCUACAAGGCUCAAGAUUCGUCUAUGCUGAUGUUUUUCGCAUUGUUUAUGAUAUUCUCCAAAAUUAUUCAUCUUACGGUUUUGAGAGUGAGAAGAUUCCGUGUUGUUUGUUACUUGGGAAAGUAGGUGGGCUGAUUCCAUGUGGCCCGACUUCAAAAGUGUGUAUGGACCGUUCCAAAUACGUUUUUUGGGAUCCUUACCAUCCUUCGGAAGCUGCUAACAUCAUCAUUGCCCGGCGUCUCCUCUCCGGAGACACCUCCGAUAUUUUUCCGAUCAAUAUUCGGCAACUUGCUAACCUCAAGAUAAACGCGUGAACCGUGGGAAAAAAACUCAUCUAUAUAGGGUUGUGCUGGUUUGGCGAUUGGCGUUUGCAUUUUAAUAUAGUUACUUUUAUUUCUAUGACACAUUGAUAUGCUCCUUAUUGUCAUUUUUUUUCGUAUGUAAUGUUUGGUGUUGCUAGCUUUAGAAUGUUGAGACAUUAGAUUUUUUAUAUCUAAGACGUACUACAAAUGAUUUAAUUUCUA
Molecule: messenger RNA, 1556 nt
Organism: Camelina sativa (false flax)
Lineage: Eukaryota; Viridiplantae; Streptophyta; Magnoliopsida; Brassicales; Brassicaceae
Product: GDSL esterase/lipase At4g16230-like
Molecular function (GO): hydrolase activity, acting on ester bonds
Source: RefSeq, a predicted model, not a curated record